AUGUCGGCGCGGUGCCUUGUGAGCGUGCCAGCAAUACAUGCGAAGCGUACGUACACUUUAGAAGAAGGCACCCUGGAUGCAUUGAAGGCCGCCAUAUCCUCGUGCCCCAUUUUGGGCGACAAGGUGGACCUUUCCAACAGCACAUUCAAGGGUUCACAGGAGGUAAAUGAAAGUGAGCCUUCCGCGGCUGUGACAGUGGAUGGUGGCAGCUCCUCAGGCCUGGAAUGCUUUGAUCUAAAGUUUGCUACAUCUCGCAAACCCGAUGACAACUCUGCAGCGGAUGAAUUGAAGCGGCACAAGAAGCGCAAGAUGGACAUUGACAUCAGCGGUCUAGAUGGGGAGGACGAGAAUAGCCUCGCAAAACAUGAGGAAUGGCUGCGGGCUGAGGCAUUCAAUGCUGCACCAGAUGAGAAAAUGAUUCACCACAGAAUGAACUUGACCGCCAAAAGAAGGCUCCUCGAGGUGGCAGACAUGAGCAUUGGGAGUGCUACACGCAAAUAUCCAUAUCUGAUGGACUUUGAACGAUUUGCUUCAGACUUCCAAAGAUUGACCGGAGUAGAUGGAAAAGAAAAAAUCAAGCUUGGCAUCGAUAUGCUUGCUUCUUUGGCACGCAAACGUGUAGUGGGUCACGAGGACGUCUUUAAAGAAAUUCAGACUGCAACACGGCUGGAACAGCAAGGUCACGCACUUCGAAGCAGACAUCUCUUUGCUGUUGCUGUGCUCAAGAUUAUUUCAUCUGAUGUCAAGGAAAAAGCAGCAAUGUCUUCGCUGUUUGUACAUGAAGAUGACGAGAGGGUGCCGCUGACGCCAUGCGUGGUCUACUCUGGCCCCAGCUUGGAGCAAGCAGAGUUUCUACACCUGCACGUCGACAACCGAAACAUCUUCCGCGUCAGUAAUGCCGAAGAAGGAAUGAUAGCGCUGAUGAGUGCAUAUUUUAUUUUUAAUAUUGUGUACGGGCGCAAGGCGUUCAAUACUACCACCGUGCUAGAACGGCUUUUUCUUGGCAUGAGCAACACUUCACCGAGACCUGUGGCUACGAAGUUCGUGAACAAAGUUGUUCAGGCAAUUCGACGCUGAAAAUUUUAGCGUCGCAUUGCCUGAACAACUUUCUUCAGUUGGUUUGUGCUAG
Rhipicephalus sanguineus (brown dog tick) is the source of this 1129-nucleotide messenger RNA. RefSeq lists its product as uncharacterized. Bases 1 to 1077 code for a protein of 358 amino acids. Lineage: Eukaryota; Metazoa; Arthropoda; Arachnida; Ixodida; Ixodidae. The record is from RefSeq and is a predicted model, not a curated record. The transcript has 7 exons.